Messenger RNA from Schizophyllum commune H4-8, 5616 nucleotides. RefSeq lists its product as uncharacterized. The transcript is spliced from 6 exons. Bases 243 to 5231 code for a protein of 1662 amino acids. The record is from RefSeq and is a predicted model, not a curated record. Lineage: Eukaryota; Fungi; Basidiomycota; Agaricomycetes; Agaricales; Schizophyllaceae.
GUAAAAUGGUCGGGACGGAUGGAUUUGGGAGAGGCCAGGUUGCCGCACGCGCUCACAGCAGACACAGACCCUGGAGGAGAGAGCCCAGGAAGGCCUCAUCCGCUCGUUCUCCCCAAUCAAACAAGUCCUCCGUUUGUUCCGUCUGUCUGUGCCGGCGGGGCCGAACUCUGCGCCCUCUAGAGCUCCCGGUCCUCAACAAGGCAGCCUCUAGCACCCUCCCGGGCAGCGUCCCCACGUCCCCAAUGUCACGUCUCACUGCGAACCCCUUCCAGCGCCCGCCGAUGUUCCAAUUCCCUCAGCGGGUGCCGGCGGGCACUGGGCUGCAGAGCCCCCCGGACACGGAGCCUGUCCCGCCCAACCUCUCGAUGUCCACGGCGAACGCGUCCGUUGCGGUCGGCCUGGAUACGUUACGUUUCCCCGAGCCAGAACCGCACGCGUACGCCGAGCCGCCCCGCCCGAGGAAGGGACCCACCCUAUCGUACUACAACUCGGGGAUACGAGAGGCGCGCGAGCGCACCGUGCAGCGCAGCAUGAAGUCCUUCAUCGUUGUCCUGCCCCCGCCGAGCCUGAUCGACGAGCACGGCCCGCUGGGGCACACACUAUCCACCGGCCCUCGCCACCGGUUGCGCGAUGGCAUUCUCCUUCCGCUCUUUCCCACGAUCUUUGGCCAGCUCUCCGCCAUCGCGAAGGAGUUCAAUUUUCCAAGCACGGCUGGACUGUGUCUUUACCUCCACAUCAACGAGAACGGGAUCACGAUGACACCGCGCAUUUCUGACGACGCCUGGCCGCUCGUCUGGAGCCAUGCCUUCGACGCGUCCUCGCACGGUGGCCGCCUACCCAUCGCGGGCAAGGUCGAGUUCGACAUCGACUUUACGCAGGCCCGUUGGUUCCGACUAUGGGUCAGCGGCUCUCAUCGCGAGCAAGAAAUCCCCUUCAUGAUGGAUAUGCCACCGUCGACCAUUGACGGACCGGUAUCGUCCCCGCCCCGACAGCACGAUCAUUCCCGACACGAGAGUAGAACGACAUCCAUUGGCGACCAGCACUCGCAGGCACCCACUCAGUCGCAAGCGCCUACCCUUUCCAAGCGGGUCAGCCAUGUACCGAGGAAGCUCUCGUUGGUAGAGCGUUACGACUUCCCAACUUCGCAACCGCAAUCGCGCACGCCAUCGAGGCCGACUCUGUCCCCGGCGCGCGAGCUCUCCCCGAUCCUGCAAGAGGACGAACCGCAAAGCGCACUUGAGCGCAAGGUGCGCAAGUGGCGUGCGCGCACGUCGGCGGUCCUCCCCUCACCCCUCGGCGUCAAUGAUGCAGAGAACGCAGUCGAGGAGGCACCUGAACACGAAGAGGGCGCUGAUGAGGAAGACGAGGUUUCCGAACUCAAUCUCGAGGACUAUGCCUGGUCGAUCAGCUCCUAUGGCCCGCCGGACUACGACCAGCAGAUGUCUCUCUACGGCUCCCUCCGCGUGCCCUCUGUGCACAUCGCCGCGCGCGCGCAGGGCUCAGUGAUGCUGACGCCAACGACUGCGACGUCGUGGGGAGCGCUCAACCUCCCCUCGCCCGCGCUGACGCGCUCGCGCAUCGACUCGCCUGAUAUCGCAAUGCGUCAUCUUGAAGAUUGCCCGCCUACGCCGACGACCGCAACCUCAUGGGGCCCGCCCUCUGAGUGGCCUGCGUCUCCUGUGUAUCAGUACGCCACAUAUCGCACCCCGAGCGUCGACCUCGCGCAGCGCAUGAUGGACAGCCGGCCGUGCACGCCGACCACUGCGACGUCCUGGGGUCCCGACUCCUACCCGGUUUCCCCUGUCGAAGGUUACGAGUACCCUCGCUCGCCCUCGAUCCACCUGGCCUACCGCGGUGACUUCAGCCGCCCCGUCACGCCCAUGACCGCCACGUCGUGGGGCGCUCCCUCCGAGUACCCGCCCUCGCCUGCCGCCCGCUCGUACUGCCCGUCUAUUCACCUCGCCGAUCGCGGAGAGUUCAGCCACCCGGUCACACCGAUGACGGCCACCUCGUGGGGUGCGCCGUCGUGGCCGGCGAGCCCGAUGUACCAGGACAACCAGGAUCGCAUCGCCACGCCCGACGCUGCCCAGAUCGUGUUCGACUUCGACGAUGAGCGCGGUGUAAAGCGGGCGGUACGCAAGCCGCUACCUCAGGACGAGUACCCGCAGAACUUGUACAACAUCUAUCCUGCGGUCCACGCUCGUACCGCCGUCCAGCUUCAGGUCACUGUCGAUUCGCCCCGCGAGCUCGCUCAGCCUUCGCCGAUCAAGGGCACGCCGUGGAAUCAGGUUUGGCCAUACAGGAAAGCUGCAUCUGUGGCCGAGUCUGUUUCUGACUACGCGGAGAGCGAGGUCGAGGAUACGACCUCGACACAAGCUACGGAAACGUCGAUUAAGCCACUUUCUUUCCCUUACUACGAUGCUUUCGCUGCCAAGCCCUGGGACCACGUUUGGCCGUACACUCAGGCUUACCCCGGUAACUUGGCUAACGGCAUCUAUCCGCCGGUAUCGCAAGCGCGGACCGUCGUCGAGCCAUCUUUGGAGGACAUUGUGGUAGCCAGCGAAGCGCACGAGUACCAGGAAGAAGAGGAUCUCCACUCGGUGUACGACUCUGAGUCCAGCGAGGAUUUCAUCAUGACGAGGCCGAAUCCCUUCGCAGGUAUCAGAAUCGAAGUCGCUACGGAGGUUCACGACGACGAAGAGGCCCUUCACGCGCUCUACGAUUCGGAAGAGCACUCGGCACACGACGAGGAGGACCUUCACUCGGUUUACGACUCGGAGGAAGAAGAUGAGGAUCGCUACGUGCAACGGCCGAACCCAUUCGCGGGUAUUCAAAUACAGGUCGCUACCGAAGUCCACGAAGAUCCCAUCGAGGCUAUUGUCGAGAACCAUGCUGAGGAGGUUAUCGAGGAGCACGUCGACGAGGAGGCCUCGGGAUAUGACUCGGAAGAGGAUGAGGAGCGCUUCGCGCCCAGGCCGAAUCCUUUCGCGGGUAUCAAGAUCGAGGUCGCCACUGAGGUUCACGAAGAUCAAACUGAGGUGCACCCAGAGCAAGACGAGGAGGAAGCGCUCUCUGUGUACGACUCGGAGGAAGAUGAGGAUCCCUUCAGGCAGAGGCCCAACCCGUUCGCAGGUAUUCAGAUUCAAGUCGCUACUGAAGUCCACGAAGAUCCGUUCCAAGAUCCUGUCGAGCAGCACGAAGAGGAGAAUGAACACUCGGAGUACGACUCGGCGGAGGAGGACGAGGAGUUUGUCGUGCAGAGGCCAAACCCGUUCGCAGGCAUCACGAUCUCGGUAGCCACUGAAGUGCACGAGGAUCCCGUCCCACAGGCUGCUCCGAAGCACGUCGAGGAGCGAGGUGCCACCCCGAUGUCCUUUCCUCACUACGACGCCUUCAAGGCCGCCCCGUGGCAGCAAGUCUGGCCGUACACGCUGGCUUAUCCCGACAACUUGAGCAACGGCAUCUACCCGCCUGCAUCCACUGAGGCUGAGGCUGCGCCAGAGAUCCCCGACGAAGAGGAGGACGAGCGCGAGCUGCCUCCCCCUCGCGGCAUCAUGAUCUCCGUCGCCACUGAGUCCCAGAUCGUCAGUGAAGUCGAGGAGCCUGAAGAGGAGCCAUCUUCGCCGAUGUCCUUCGCUUCGUACGAUGUGCGCAGGGGCGAAUCCUGGGACGAUGAGCUCCCGUCGUACAGCCAGAUCGGUGAGACCGUGCAGAUCCCCACAAUCCAGAUCACCCCAGAGUCGGACUAUGAUCAUGAGGAGGAGCCGCCGACGCCGAUGUCGUUCUCGGAGGUCGAGGCGUUCCCGGAUACGCCUUGGCGCCAGGUUUGGCCGUACACUCGGGCGAGUGAGAUUGGGUCUCCGGCGGGACAGUCUCAAGCUAGAAGCUAUCCGUUCAUCUGCAUUUACGCUCCGGUUUACCCUCACUUCGACUUGUACCCGAUGCCGGCUGCACAGGUUCUCGCUAUUGUAUCUGAGUCAUCGUCCUCGGCGACACGCAGGUCAGCGAAAACACGCCGUACGCAUGCACAGCUUCACGCCAUGGUCAUGCACGAAUCUGCAAGCCUAUUCCAGCCAAUCACUGCAUGCAAGGCUCGCCGUUCGCAUGCUGAUCUACACAACCUCGUCAUGCGCGAGCAGAGCGCCAUGUCCAACAAGGCGCGCACUAUCCCCGUAGUGACGAGCGCUGGGUACUACCCGAACCUUUCGCUAUACGCCCCGGUGUACCCGCAUUUCGAUCUGUACCCGGCUCCCGCUGCACACAUGCCUGCUCGUGCUCGGCCCAUGUCGCGUCGCGUCCGUAUCUCGACGUCGCCUAUUGGGCCGCCGCCAAUGGGUCCCCUGCCACCUGCACCUAGCUCCCGUCCCAGCUCCGUUGCCUCGUCUCGUACUAACUCGGUCUCCUCCCUCUCCCAAUCGCCCAUCUCCCGCUCCUCGAUCUCGAGGUCUAACUCGCCGCGUUUCUCCCGCACCGCAUCGCCCAUCGAGAUGCGCACGUCACCGAUCGAGGCGCGCGCGUCUUCUCCCCUAACCAUCCACUCCUCUUCGCCAUCAACCAGCUCUAAUGCCAAGACUUCUUCGCCUCUGAAGCAGCGCUCCCUGUCCCCGCCCAAACCUGCUCGUCACCGCCUGACGCACUCUGAGCUGCACGCUAUGGUCAUGCUCGAGAUGCGCAUGGCCGAGAUGACCCGCGACGCGCCGUCCCUCCCGCGCGAUGCGGCCAAGCUCACCUCUGGGUCAGCGCGGCUCUCAAUGCUCCGCUCAGGCGCUGGCCCUUCGCUCCCCGCGAAUCCCCGCCCGCUGUCGCGCGCAGUGUCGGACAGGCGAUCAGAGUACAUUGGGCGCGUGGACGGCCUGCGGUCGAGGUUUGCGGAGAGGGAGAACGUAAAUAAUCUAUCGGCGAAUCGGAUGAGCUUAGCGGAGGGAACCAUGAGCAGAGGCCAUGUGGCGCGCGCGUCGUCGAUGCGCGAGACGUCGUUCAGGAAGAGUGACUCGGAGGGCAAGCUCAGUGCGGCGCCGGCCUUGCGCUCGAGCUCGUCGAUCAGCAGGCGGAUGGAGAUGCUGCAAGAGGCGGCGUCGAAGCCGGCGAGGGCGAGUGUAAUCAUGGAGGAGGACAAGGGAUUCCCGAGGAGGCGCCAGUCCGAGGUGCCGACCUUGCGUGACCUGUCGCGCUUCCCGAUGCCUCCUGCACCACCGAUGCCGUCUGGGCAGAGGCCGUUCGGGUCCUUCUGAGCGGAUCGUGAGGUUCUGCUUGUACAUGCUUGCGUAUCAACAUUUCUGCAUGCUCGCUCCUUCCCUGCUUGUCAAUGCUUGCGCCUCUCAGCUUGUACAUGCUCGUAGCUGACAUUCUCACUCCUUGUCCACGCUCACACCUCACCGUUGUCGUCCAGCCUCGCUGCUCGUACAUACCCGCACCUCACCGCUGUCGUCCAGGCAUUGCUAACUUAUCCGUCGUGUUGCUCUCUUGCAUCGCAGUCCUUCGUUCUCAAACAUCUAGUAGAGGUAAUUUUUGUGACUUUAUUUAGGGGGUCCAUAAAGUACAGUAUUUCGAUAUUCAAUGCAUAACAACGUUGCUUGCGCGCGAGCAGCGCUUAUGGAAGAAUCGUAGGCGAGGUCG